This is a messenger RNA of Glarea lozoyensis ATCC 20868, 522 nucleotides long. RefSeq lists its product as uncharacterized. The transcript has 2 exons. Gene Ontology annotation, cellular component: extracellular region. Bases 1 to 522 code for a protein of 173 amino acids. NCBI's taxonomy places the organism in Eukaryota, Fungi, Ascomycota, Leotiomycetes, Helotiales, Helotiaceae. The record is from RefSeq and is a predicted model, not a curated record.
AUGGUUUCCAUUAACAGUCUCGCUCUCUUCCCGGUCGGAGCUUCUGCAUCAGUCAUACUUUCUACACCAGCUUUUCAAUGUUUGAACGAUGUUCACCUCAAAUACACCAACUUCGACAACAUCGUUAAAGGCUGGAAAGGUGACAUUCUCGGUGCCCUUCCAAUGCUGCCAGCUCAAGCGGCCCUCAAAAGCUCCAUCGAUUCCUGCACUACCACACUCAAGACAAAUUACCCAACCGUCAUAAGCGACCAAGACUACAAUACAUUCAACACCGCAACGGAUGUCGUAUACGGCGACUUCACCACAACUCUAAACGAUAUCAACGCUCAAAAGUCAAAGUUUGACGCUGCUGGUAUCGCGGGUAUCCUUCUUUCCGAUCUAACGGACAUAAAGGGCUCAGCAAGCAAUUUGGGUGCAGCAGUUGUCGGUAUAACUCCUGCUGCCAAUAAGGAUGUGCAACAGACCAAGGUCAAUGCGGUAUCCCAGUUGUUUGGUAUUGUUGUAGGAAACUUGGGUUCUUAA